This is a messenger RNA of Penicillium salamii, 2823 nucleotides long. NCBI's taxonomy places the organism in Eukaryota, Fungi, Ascomycota, Eurotiomycetes, Eurotiales, Aspergillaceae. The record is from the annotation of a GenBank genome assembly.
AUGUCGUCCAUGCGAGGCUUGGUUCAGUUCAUUGCUGAUUUGCGUAACGCGCGCGCUAGGGAACUUGAGGAGAAGCGCGUCAAUAAGGAGCUGGCCAAUAUUCGGCAGAAGUUUAAGUCGGGGAAUCUGAAUGGUUAUCAGAAGAAGAAAUACGUCUGCAAGUUGCUGUACGUGUAUAUUCAGGGCUAUGAUGUGGACUUUGGACAUCUCGAGGCUGUGAAUCUCAUCUCCUCCUCCAAGUACUCGGAGAAGCAGAUUGGUUACUUGGCGGUCACAUUGUUCUUGCAUGAAGAGCAUGAGCUGCUUCACCUGGUUGUGAACAGCAUUCGAAAGGACUUGCUUGAUCAUCAUGAAUUGAACAAUUGCUUGGCUCUGCAUGCCGUGGCUAAUGUCGGUGGUAAAGAGCUGGGCGAGGCGUUAGGAUCGGAGGUCCACAGGCUUUUGAUCUCACCUACUUCCAAAGCUUUCGUGAAGAAGAAGGCUGCUCUUACCCUCCUGCGACUCUACCGCAAAUACCCCGGCAUUGUACGAAACGAAUGGGCGGAGAGAAUUAUAUCAAUUAUGGAUGACCCCGACAUGGGUGUUACUCUGUCCGUGACCUCAUUGGUUAUGGCGCUUGCCCAGGACCUGCCAGAGGAAUACAAGGGCUGUUACGUCAAGGCCGCGCAGCGAUUAAGGAGGAUCGUGGUGGAGAACGAUGUCGCCCCAGAUUAUCUCUACUACCGCGUUCCCUGUCCGUGGAUACAGGUCAAGUUCUUGCGCUUGCUGCAAUACUAUCCCCCAUCAGAGGACAGCCACGUCCGUGAGAUCAUCAGAGAGUCGCUCUCUCAGAUGAUGCAAGCUGCAAUGGAAACACCCAAGAACGUCCAGCAGAAUAAUGCUCAAAACGCAAUUCUCUUUGAAGCCAUCAACCUCCUCAUCCAUCUUGAUUCUGAGCAUACUCUCAUGCUGCAAAUCUCCGCUCGCCUGGGCAAAUAUAUCCAGUCCCGCGAAACCAACGUUCGAUACCUUGGCUUAGACGCGUUGACUCAUUUCGCCGCUCGCGCUGAAACCCUGGACCCCAUCAAGAAGCACCAGAACAUCAUCCUGGGCUCCCUUAGAGACCGUGAUAUCAGUGUCCGACGAAAGGGAUUGGAUCUUCUUUACAGCAUGUGUGACACGAGCAAUGCUGGACCGAUUGUCAACGAGCUUCUCCGAUAUCUCCAAACUGCCGACUAUGCCAUCCGGGAAGAGAUGGUGCUGAAGGUCGCUAUUCUCACAGAAAAAUACGCCGCCGAUGCAGGGUGGUACAUCGACAUGACUCUCAAACUUCUGUCACUGGCUGGUGAACACGUUAAUGAAGAAGUGUGGCAGCGAGUGAUCCAAAUUGUCACCAACAACGAAGAAUUGCAGGCGUAUGCAGCGCACACUCUUUUGGGCUAUAUGAAGACAGAUUGUCACGAAAGCUUGGUGAAGAUUGGAUGCUAUGUUCUGGGCGAGUUCGGCCACCUUAUUGCUGAAAGCCAGGGUUCCUCUCCUAUUGAGCAAUUCCUCGCCCUGCAAGCCAAGAUGUUCUCCAGUUCCGACAACGCACGGGCGAUGAUUCUAUCCUCCUUCAUCAAAUUCGUCAACUUGUUCCCCGAAAUCAAACCUCAGCUGCUUCAAAUCUUCCGCCUGUACAGUCACUCACCCGAUUCCGAACUACAGCAGCGAGCAUUCGAGUACCUGUCGCUAGCAACACUCCCCACGGACGACUUGCUUCGAACCGUCUGCGACGAGAUGCCGCCAUUUUCUGAACGAGCCUCUAUUUUACUGUCACGACUGCACCAGAAGACAGCCGGUGCCAGCGAGAAGAAGACCUGGGUCAUCGGUGGCAAAGAUGCCAAUGCAGACAAGCAAGAAAUGCUCUUGGCCCAGAACACUGGUCUCAAGCGCACAUUUACAACCAUUGUGCAGGGAACGCGCACCGGUGCCCAGAAUACCCCCGCCAGUCCUUCUUCCAACGGACCCAGUGCAUCAGGCGACUUGGCCGGUCUGGAUUUCAGCGGGCCCUCCGGCCCAGCCCCCAACAUGGCCAGUGCCGCUCAUCUUACCCCCGAAUGGGACAUCGGAUACAACCGUCUCUUCUUCACACGCGAAGGCGUGCUCUUCGAAGACGCACAGAUCCAAGUCGGACUGCGCUCAGAGUACCGUGGUCCCAUGGGUGUCGUCAAGCUAUACAUCACAAACAAGUCCACCUACCCGAUCGGAUCCCUCACAACCACAGUCGACAACCCAGCCUCCCCCCAGCUCAAGAUCGACACCAAGAACUUGCCCGAUUCAACAGUUCCCGCUUCUGGACAAACGCAGCUGACUCUCUUCUGCACCGCCCACGGGCCCUUCCUCAACGCUCCCACCAUCCGUAUCUCUUACCUGGCGGGUGCCCUGCAGGCCUAUACACUGCAGCUCCCCGUCCUGAUGCACCGAUACAUGGAAUCAUCGGCGCUCUCGGCAGAAGAAUUCUUCAAGCGCUGGCGCCAGAUCGGCGGCGAGCCACUGGAGGCACAGAAGACCUUCGGAUUGUCUGGUAAGAACAAGACCAUGAACGACAGCUUCACGCGCAGAAUCGUCGAAGGCUUCGCAUUCAAGAUUCUGGAGGGCGUGGAUCCAAACGCCCACAACCUCGUUGGCUGUGCCGUGUUCCAAUUCGAGGGUGGUAAGACUGGUUGUCUGCUUCGACUGGAACCUAACUAUGAGAAGUCGAUGUACCGUGUUACUAUCCGGGCGACUCAAGAAAACGUCCCACAGGCACUGGUGAGACAGAUGGAGCAGAAACUGGCGCAGGGCAUGCGAGCAGACGAGUAG